Prunus avium (sweet cherry) is the source of this 1409-nucleotide messenger RNA. NCBI's taxonomy places the organism in Eukaryota, Viridiplantae, Streptophyta, Magnoliopsida, Rosales, Rosaceae. The record is from RefSeq and is a predicted model, not a curated record.
GUUUGUUUUAAGCAUAAAGUGACCUGGAAAUAACUCCGGAAACGAAAACGAUGCAUUCUAUUUUUGUAAAACCCUAAAAACCCAAAACCCAUUUGUAAAUCCUUGACUGAGAGAACCAAACACGAAAACGAUGGCUACAUGGACAAACCCAAACGAGCUAAUCUCAACGACGUCUUCGACAAUUCCCACAGCAUUUCACCACCAUAAGGCAGUGCCCUCCUUCAGGACAUGCAUUCCUCUGAGUAGCAAAAGAAGAAGUGCACUGAAACGGCGAUGUUUUGGAGUUGUGAGCUGUUCAUUUGCACCCAUGGAAUCGGCCAAGAUUAAGGUGGUUGGGGUUGGUGGCGGUGGCAACAAUGCCGUUAAUCGCAUGAUUGGCAGCGGUUUAAAUGGUGUUGAUUUCUAUGCCAUAAACACGGAUGCUCAAGCACUAUUACAGUCUGCUGCUGAGUACCCACUUCAAAUUGGAGAGCUUUUGACUCGUGGACUAGGUACUGGUGGGAAUCCACUAUUGGGGGAGCAAGCAGCUGAGGAAUCAAAAGAGGCCAUUUCAAAUGCUCUGAAGGGCUCAGAUCUUGUGUUUAUAACAGCUGGUAUGGGUGGAGGCACAGGGUCUGGUGCUGCCCCUGUUGUUGCACAGAUAUCCAAAGAGGCAGGUUAUUUGACUGUUGGUGUGGUUACCUAUCCUUUCAGCUUUGAAGGGCGUAAAAGAUCCUUGCAGGCAUUCGAGGCCAUUGAUAAGUUGCAGAAGAAUGUUGAUACUCUUAUAGUGAUACCCAAUGAUCGCCUUCUUGAUAUUGCUGAUGAGCAGACACCCCUUCAGGAUGCUUUCCUUCUUGCUGAUGAUGUUUUACGUCAGGGAGUGCAAGGAAUUUCCGACAUAAUCACGAUUCCCGGACUGGUAAAUGUGGAUUUUGCAGAUGUAAAAGCAGUUAUGAAAAACUCAGGAACUGCAAUGCUUGGAGUAGGGGUUUCCUCCAGCAAAAACCGUGCAGAAGAAGCAGCUGAACAGGCGACUUUGGCUCCUCUGAUUGGAUCUUCAAUUCAAUCAGCUACUGGCGUAGUGUAUAAUAUCACUGGAGGAAAGGACAUAACCCUGCAGGAAGUCAACAGAGUGUCUCAGUUUUCACAGUCGUUUCAGAAGACACUGCUAACAGACCCGAAGGCAGCAAAGCUGUUGGACAAAGUAGCAGGGGGUCAAGAAAGCAGGGGAAUUCCCCUUCCCCUGAAGUCCUCAACCUCGCCACCCAGCGGUCCAUCAAAGCCAUCUCCCAGAAAGCUCUUCUUUUAAAUCAGUUUGGUGUUUUUUAGUCCCUUGUGCAUUUUGCCUUGUAAUGAUAUUGAAGCUCCGAUUUAUGAAAUGUGAUUACUUUUUAUCCAUUUACCUUGCCAAUAUUUAGCGCGAUUAA